This is a messenger RNA of Nerophis lumbriciformis (worm pipefish), 2796 nucleotides long. The record is from RefSeq and is a predicted model, not a curated record. Lineage: Eukaryota; Metazoa; Chordata; Actinopteri; Syngnathiformes; Syngnathidae.
AUGGUGCGGGAGACGAGCGCUACGGCUAACCGGGGAACCAACGCCGAACUAGCCGAUUACUUCGGGAAACAGUCGCGGAAACAAGACUGUGCUGACUUCGACCGCACUUUGAGGGAUGUGGUUAACAGCACUAAAGAGGCAAUGGUGGCCCUGCAGAGAAGAAAUCCUGCAGUCCAGCCGUUGCUUGCCAUUAUACAGGUGGGUGAAGACGACAGCCUGUUGGAAAUCAAUAAGAAAAUAGCAGGAAAGUUGGGCUUAAACGUCACACAGAUAUGUCUAGCCAAGGAUCCCAGCGAAGAUGAAAUUGUGGAAGAGGUGUUAAAGCUGAACGAGGACCCCAGGGUGCACGGCAUCUACCUCCAUCUCCCACCUUCUUCGCUUUCCAGCCGAUUGCUUGACACGCUCAAACCCGAGAAGGAUAUAGAUGGGAUAACAUAUUUAAACAUGAGUCGUCUGGUACAAGGUAAACUCAACGGUGGCUUUGUGCCGCCUGUCGCAAGCGCUGUAAUGGAUCUGUUGCAAAAACAUGACUCUCCUAUAGAAGGAAGAACCGUAUUAAUGAUCGGUGCUGAAGGACCCCUUGGUGUGGCCUUGCAGUGCCAACUGGAAAGAAGUGGAAUGGCCGCUCUAAGAAGUCAUUCCAAUUUCAAGAACCGGCAGAGACAGGUGAUGGAGGCUGAUGCCGUUGUCCUACUUGGUGAAGAGGAUCUUGACAUUCCCUCUACCUGGAUCAGGCCAGGGGCCGCAGUGAUCCGCUGGCAUCCCAACAUAGACACAGAUGAUUCUGGGGUGUCCUCAAAGUCCGACUUGGCGUAUCUCACUGCAGCGUACAGAAUACAGAAUGUGGUGCACAGCAGCAGUCAGAAGCUCCAGGAGCAGCAGUAUCGACCCUGGCAACUUCGCAGCCUCAAACUCCAGCCUCUGACACCUGUACCAAGUGACAUCGAGAUUUCUCGAGCUCAGACACCCAAAGCGGUGGAGCUGCUGGCGGAGGAGAUUGGUCUGUUGCCAGAAGAGCUUGAAGCUUACGGCAGGAGCAAAGCAAAGGUUCGCCUAUCCUUGUUAGACCGCCUUCAAGCACAGCCUGACGGCAAAUAUGUCCUGGUGGCAGGUAUAACUCCGACCCCGCUUGGCGAAGGGAAGAGCACCGUGACCAUCGGCUUAGUCCAGGCCCUGUCUGCUCACCUAAAGCUCAACUCUUUCGCAUGUUUACGACAACCGUCUCAGGGACCCACCUUUGGGGUUAAAGGGGGAGCUGCAGGAGGUGGCUAUGCCCAGGUCAUCCCAAUGGAGGAGUUCAACCUCCAUCUGACGGGGGACAUUCAUGCAAUCACUGCAGCCAACAACUUGGUGGCGGCCGCCAUCGACGCCAGAAUGCUUCACGAGGCGACCCAAUCAGACAAGGCUCUGUACAGCAGACUGGUCCCUUCAGUCAACGGAGUAAGACGAUUUUCACCCAUCCAGAUUGCAAGAUUGCGUCGUCUCGGCAUCAACAAAAGCGACCCUGACCUUCUGACGCCGCAAGAAGUCAGUUCUUUUGUCCGUCUUGACAUCGACCCUUCCAAGAUAACCUGGCAGAGAGUGGUUGAUACAAACGACCGCUUUUUGAGGAAGAUCACCGUCGGACAGGCCAGCACUGAAAAAGGACAAAUUAGAGAGACAGGCUUCGACAUUGCGGUGGCUAGCGAGAUCAUGGCCAUUUUGGCUCUAGCAGACAGCCUGGAGGACAUGAAACAAAGACUGGCGCGCAUGGUGGUGGGGACCAGCCGCUCCGGACAGCCCGUCACCGCAGAGGACCUGGGUGUGAGCGGAGCACUAGCCGUGCUAAUGAAGGAUGCCAUCAAGCCCACACUGAUGCAAACCCUAGAGGGUUCACCAGUGUUUGUCCACGCCGGGCCCUUUGCCAACAUCGCCCAUGGCAACUCUUCGGUCCUCGCAGACAAGCUGGCUUUGAAGUUGGUCGGACGGGACGGCUUUGUUGUGACCGAAGCCGGCUUUGGCGCAGACAUCGGCAUGGAGAAGUUCUUCAACAUCAAAUGUCGGACAUCCGGCUUGAGGCCCAACGUGGUGGUUUUGGUCGCGACCGUUCGGGCUCUGAAGAUGCACGGCGGAGGCCCCAAUGUAUCAGCUGGCGCGCCACUUCCAAGAGAAUACAUCGAUGAGAAUCUCUCCCUCGUCGAAGGUGGCUGCCUUAGCAAUCUGAAAAAGCAGAUAGAGAUAGCUCAUCUGUUUGGGGUUCCGGUUGUAGUGGCGCUUAAUGUCUUCAAGACAGACACCCAGGCAGAGAUAGACCUCGUGUGUCAGCUAGCCAAAGAGUGCGGGGCGUCCGACGCAGUGCCAUGUCACCAUUGGGCGCAGGGCGGGCGAGGAUCUGUGGACCUUGCCCUGGCUGUGAAAAAUGCAUCAAGCAAACCCAGCAACUUCCAGUUCCUCUAUGAUAUUGAGAUGCCAAUAGUGGAGAAAAUUAGAAGCAUAGCCCAAAGGGUGUAUGGCGCCGAUGACAUCGAGCUGUCCUCUGAGGCCAUUGACAAAAUAAAUUACUAUGAUCAACAGGGCUUUGGUUCUUUACCAAUCUGCAUGGCCAAGACCCACCUAUCCUUGUCCCACAUGCCGACAAAAAAAGGUGCACCCACUGGAUUCAUUUUGCCGAUAAGAGAUGUUCGCGCCAGUAUCGGGGCUGGCUUCAUCUAUCCCCUCGUGGGAACGAUGAGCACCAUGCCCGGCCUGCCAACUCGACCCUGUUUCUACGACAUCGACCUUGACCCACUCACUGAGGAGAUCACGGGGCUCUUUUGA